Molecule: messenger RNA, 465 nt
Organism: Oppiella nova
Lineage: Eukaryota; Metazoa; Arthropoda; Arachnida; Sarcoptiformes; Oppiidae
Source: the annotation of a GenBank genome assembly
AUGACCGAUAAAAUUGAAGUCAUUUUCGUGGUCAAAGUUGUCAUUAUCACCAACACUGUGACCACCGAUGACUGCCUGUGCAUCAGUGGAUCUAUUGGUUAUCACAACAACAUUGUGGCCACCAAUGAGACCAUCGAUGGUGACAAUUACCUACAUACGGGUGACCUGGGUUACUAUGAUGACCAUGGUAACCUGUAUAUCGUGGACCGCAUUAAACAGUUACUAAAGACGGACGGGUGUCAGGUGUCGCCCACGGAAUUGGAGUCCAUUUUCGUGACCCACCCGUCCAUUAAGGAGGUGGCGGUUGUGGGCAAACCGGAUGAGAUCAGCGGACAAUUGCCCACCGCUUUCGUGGUCCUCAAAGACAAACACCGGGACAUCGAUUGUCACGAAAUACUAGAGUUUGUAAAUUCUCGUAUUACACCACUUAAGCGGAUUAGAGGCGGUGUUCACGUGAUUGAAGAG